Molecule: messenger RNA, 2688 nt
Organism: Artibeus jamaicensis (Jamaican fruit-eating bat)
Lineage: Eukaryota; Metazoa; Chordata; Mammalia; Chiroptera; Phyllostomidae
Gene: TMEM39A
Product: transmembrane protein 39A
Exons: 9
Coding region: 384-1850 (488 amino acids)
Biological process (GO): negative regulation of autophagosome maturation; negative regulation of autophagosome assembly
Cellular component (GO): endoplasmic reticulum membrane
Source: RefSeq, a predicted model, not a curated record
AGAGCUAACGUCAUCACAGUGCGCUGCCACGUCUGCUCAGCUCCGCGGUAAUGGAGGCUGAGGUUGAAUGCUGACGGCUCUGGGGUCUGCAUCUUGCAUUAACUCUACCCCUGUGUCUGGCACUGACUCACAGUCUGAGAAUCUGGCAACUUGAAGCUUGAUCACCUUUUUUCGUCUCUCUGGGCUGGGCAGCCUACGGACAAGCAGCUGGCCCAACACGGGGUUGGAAUUCUCUUGCUUGUGGUCCGGUCUGUAAAGCUGCCGCCUCCUCCCAGGGAUCCCGCCCCACCGGCCGGGCUUCCUUCAUGCAGUUGAAACAGGUUAACAACCAUUAACCUGGGUUGCAACUAUAGGUGGCACUGGAAGCAGACUGGUUCCUGGACAUGCCCGGUGGAAGGAGGGGCCCUAGUCGGCAGCAGCUAAGCCGUUCAGCUUUACCUUCUUUACAGACUUUGGUUGGUGGGGGCUGUGGCAAUGGAACAGGCCUGAGAAACAGGAAUGGUAGUGCCAUUGGCCUUCCGGUCCCACCUAUCACAGCCUUAAUCACCCCAGGUCCUGUUCGUCAUUGCCAAAUUCCUGAUUUGCCUGUGGAUGGGAGUCUGCUUUUUGAAUUUCUCUUUUUCAUCUACCUGCUGGUUGCACUGUUCAUUCAGUACAUCAAUAUCUAUAAAACAGUGUGGUGGUACCCUUACAAUCAUCCCGCUUCUUGUACUUCGUUGAAUUUUCAUCUCAUUGAUUACCAUCUGGCAGCGUUCAUCACAGUGAUGCUUGCAAGGAGGCUUGUGUGGGCCCUCAUCUCAGAGGCCACUAAAGCGGGUGCAGCAUCUAUGAUUCACUACAUGGUUCUGAUAUCAGCUCGCUUGGUGCUGCUCACUUUGUGUGGAUGGGUGCUUUGUUGGACACUCGUCAAUCUCUUCCGAAGCCAUUCAAUCCUCAAUCUCCUUUUCCUUGGCUACCCGUUUGGUGUUUAUGUUCCUCUCUGCUGUUUCCACCAAGAUAGUAGAGCUCAUCUUCUUCUCACGGACUAUAACUACGUCGUUCAGCACCAGGCGGUAGAGGAAAGUGCCUCAACUGUGGGUGGCUUGGCCAAAUCCAAAGACUUCCUCUCCUUAUUGUUGGAGUCUCUAAAAGAACAGUUUAAUAACUGCACACCCAUCCCCACCCACAGCUGCCCUCUAUCUCCAGACCUCAUUCGAAAUGAAGUAGAAUGUCUGAAAGCAGAUUUCAACCACAGAAUCAAGGAAGUUCUCUUCAACUCCCUCUUCAGUGCCUACUAUGUUGCAUUUCUUCCCCUGUGUUUUGUGAAGAGUACCCAGUACUAUGACAUGCGCUGGUCGUGCGAGCACCUCAUUAUGGUAUGGAUCAAUGCUUUUGUCAUGCUUACCACACAACUACUGCCAUCCAAAUACUGUGAUUUGCUACAUAAAUCAGCCGCUCAUCUGGGCAAGUGGCAGAAGCUCGAACAUGGGUCCUACAGCAAUGCUCCGCAGCACAUUUGGUCAGAAAAUACAAUAUGGCCUCAAGGGGUGCUGGUGCGACACAGCAGAUGCUUAUAUAGAGCCAUGGGGCCUUACAACGUGGCAGUGCCUUCAGAUGUGUCCCAUGCCCGCUUCUAUUUCCUAUUUCAUCGUCCAUUAAGGCUGUUAAAUCUGCUUAUCCUCAUUGAGGGCAGUGUCGUCUUCUACCAGCUCUAUUCCUUACUGAGGUCGGAGAAGUGGAACCACACGCUUUCCAUGGCUCUCAUACUCUUCUGCAACUACUAUGUGUUAUUUAAGCUCCUCCGGGACAGGAUAGUGUUAGGCAGGGCGUACUCCUAUCCACUCAACAGUUAUGAACUCAAGGCGAACUAAGCUGCCUCUCAACGAUGAGGGAGAACUCAGAUAAAAAUAUUUUCAUACGUUCUAUUUUUUUCUCGCAAUUUUUAUAAAUAUUUAAGAUAUUUUAUAUUUUGUAUACUAUUAUGUUUUGAAGGUGGGAAGGGUAAGGGAUAUUAAAUGUAUCCAUAAACAAGGUGAUGUGAUCUUUCAUGUGUUAGUAUAUUCAAAUAAUAUACAGAUGAGAGGUGUGCCUCUCCAGUAAAGAGAUUGAUUUGUUUGUAUGGCUCCAGAAUAGCUCAUUCGUUUAUGAACACAGCUCAUAUACCACUUGAUGUAGUACCUUUGGUGUGUCUCCUUUGCUUUCAGUCCUUCUAGUUAUCUUCAGUCCCCAGCUGACCUUAUUCCUGCAGAAAGGAAGAUCAGUGGAGUUGCCUGCCCGCACCCAUUCUCUUUCUCCGGCCGGCAGAUAGAAUUGGAGUACACGGGGCAAGGAGUAAGCUACAUGUAGUCCUAAGUGGGAUUCUCUUUGUUGCCUACUGGGAAGAAGCAUUUCUGGAAUAGGAACUCAGUGAUCUCUUCAGCGCUGUGCCAUUUAAAUGUACUUUUGAAUAAGCUACUAUCUGAAACUCAGGAUAUUGCUGUCAUUUUCCCUGUUCCUUUAUUUCUUUUUCCUCUAAAGAUUAGCUUUUGAUUUUUAGCUGUUUGAAAUAAUACUUUUUAAGACAGAAAGUCUUUAUGAAUAUGCCCACCCUCAUGAAGAAGAUGGUGUAUAGCCAGAUCCAUGGGAGAAGGUGGGGUGCAAAUGCCACGUGGGCUGGAGUGUGGGCAGGUCAAAGACACUGAGUAACUGGAAGAAUGGGCAAGUCCACUG